GUUGUUGAUGCAGCGUUUGCUGCUUAAAUGUUGACGGAAUCGGCACGAACCCAUUCAACUGUCAAACUUGUCAGCGGAAAUGAUGAGUUUAGCGUUUUUUUUCCGCGCAUGGAUUUCCUUCCUGAAACAGCAAGCUUUAGACAACAUGGGUGAACAAGAAAGUGGAGAAUUCUGCUGCAGCAUAAUCCAGCUGUCCCAGAUGUUGCAAUGAAUGGCAACACUGUAGAACAAGGGUCUUUGACACAGCCACGUAGCUGGAAAGAGUUCUGUGAGCUGCAUGCCCAUGCCACUGCCAAGGAACUCGCUAGGCAGUAUUUGCUAUUUGCAAAUGAAAAUCCAAGUCACGACAUACAGGGGGCUGAAAACUUUUCUUUACAUUUCACAGAUCUCUUUCAACAGUACUUCAGAAAUGAGGUAAAGGAGGGAUUUGCUCUGAACAGGUGUACCAUUGUGCCCUUUACAGGAGUACACGAUUACAGGGAAACGGGCAGGAAGACUACCGAUGGCUCUUCUGGUCUGCUUCUACCUAAGAUGGAAGCUGAGGUGAACAGUGCUGAACAAACAGAAAGGAGUUCUGACACCAAUCUCCCGUUUUCAUCAAAAUCUCGAAGUUCUGAAGAUGUUUCUGUUUCUGCAUGCCCAUCGCUUGAACGACCCAAAGCAUUGAGUCAGUUUACAAGAAAUGUGAAAGGCAGUAUACGGAAUCUGUUCCGGAGAAAAUCAACAGAUACAAUACCUGCAGAAGGAAAAGAAGGAGCUUCUGCAGUGGCUGGUUCACCUGAAAAAGACUGGUUUAAAAACCUGACUCAUAAAUUCACUUGGUCAAGGACUCUAUCUAGAGAAGAGGUUCAUGACAUCCGCAAAGAAGGUGUUUUAAAUUAUAUGGUAGUGGAUGAUGUUAGUAUGGACAUGGGGACACAAUGGCAAAAAUGUAGGCUGCUUGUGCGAAAGGCAAAGUCUUAUGAAGGUGAUGGAUAUGUACUGGAGUUAUUUGAUCCACCAAAGUGCUCCAAACCGAAGCACAGUACUCCUUGUUCUGCAAUUACAGAGAUAAGAACUUGUACUCAGCUCGAGAUGCCAGACAACACAAACACAUUUGUGCUAAAGGUCAACAGUUUCCUAGAAGUUAUUUUUGAAGCUGUCAAUGAUCAACAAUUGAAUUUAUGGACAACAGAUAUUAGAGAAUGUAUAAAUGCAUGGUCUGAUGGAGUGGAUGUGGAACUGCUCACUGCUCCUCACUCCAACAGCAUGCAGACAGUCUCUGUUGAUGGAAGUACAGAUUCUAUACACCAAGGAGCUGCCCAUCAUUGCUCAACAGAGCAGUCCUACCACAAGACGGACCGGCUCUUCUCAUCCUAUGCCUGGUUUCAUGGACCAAUCUCCCGAUUUAAAGCAGCUCAGCUGGUACAGAUUCCAGGAACCGAGGGUCAUGGGGUCUUCCUUGUGCGCCAGAGUGAAACACAGCGGGGAGAAUAUGUCCUCACGUUCAACUAUCAAGGGAGAGCCAAGCAUCUCCGAUUGCUCGUGACAGAAAGAGGGCAAUGCCUCGUCCAACACUUCCGUUUCCCAUCUGUCACAGAAAUGCUGAACUAUUUUGGAACGUUUGCAAUCCCGUUGGAGUGUGGCACGACCUGUGAAGUCAAGCUGUCUAGCUAUGUGGUGGCAUUCCCUCACCAGCAAGGCUCUCAUUCUCCAACCAGUGCAUCAGUGUUGCCAUUUUCUGUGCACCGCUGGAAUUCAGAACCCAGUCUUGCUCACUUAAGCCCUUCCAGCUGCAACAUAUCGGAAACUCUUCUUUCCAGGCCAGCACCAGAACAGGUAUUCCACACGGUGCCCCCUCCUGAGGAAUCUCUUGCUGGCCUGCGACGAAGUGGCUCAGUGGUUGUGCCAACAAGGCGCCAACGAGACUCGGACUAUGAAAUGGAAUCGGCUGCCAGAGGUCAUUCACGGGCCAUUGACAAUCAGUACAUGUUUCUUUGAUUCUAUGGCAAAAGACAAGCAGGUGUACACUUGGGAAAGUGUACCAUGAUUAAAAUUAUUUCAACACUGAAACAUUUUCAGGUUACCAUCAAAAACUGAAUGUAUUUCUGUUUCGAGGUAGAGCCAAGAAACCUUCAGGGCAAAUGCAUGUUUGCACUGAAAUGGGUAUCUUCUACUAUUAGGCCUGUUGAAGGGCCUGUUUACAGCAUUAAGUUGUACAGCUUUGUUUCUAAUUUCUCUUAAAAAAUUAGAUAUUUGAUUAUGUCAGAAUCAUAACUGAAAAUUUUUAAAAGGCUUUUUCUUUACUUUCAUUUCGCUUAUGUAAAAAUUGUAUAUGAACUGAAUAUAAUGUUUAAGCAUAUUUGUUUAUUUCCAUUAACCUUUCUAAAAUUAUUCUAUGAAAUACUUUAACUUAAUUGCUUAAAUACAGUAAUGUGCCAUGAUUUAAAAAGUCAUUUUUGCUUGCUGCAUUUAAAAACAUGUUUGCAACCAUUUGCUGGGUUUACAAGUCCCAGUUUAAGUAGAUUUCUGUAUUUAGGAGCUCCUCAUUUUUUUCUGUGCUUUUGCCUCUUCACUUAAAGGCUUAACUGACAGUUCAGGUUUGUGGUUUUAGUAAUUCAAGUAUUUAAGCAGGAAUGUGAACACUAAGGUGAUCUAAUUUUGAAAAUUUAUUGCAAAUUACAGGGUACAACCUGAUGUUUUAUUCACCAUUAUGAGUUGGAGAAUUUCCCAUUGUGGGAUUAGAUACAUAAUUUUGGAUAUAAUUAUGUGAGCAAAUCUCCUGCAUUGAUGCUCCCAGUAAGUCUUAUGAGGGAAGGAACAUUAUGCCAAUAAAAUGGAAUGCAAGUACAUGUCUCUUUAAGGCAAUAAGUGUAAAGAAUGAUGAAUUUAGGUAGAGGUUAGGUUGCAGACAAGAAAUCUGGCUUACUAUAGCAAAAUGCUGCAGAUGCUGGAAAUAUUCAGUAGAUCUGGCAACAUUAUGUGGAGAGAGGUAAACUUAACAUUUCAGGUCAUGAAGUCUGACUUUGUUUGCAUAGUCAUCAAUUAAGAAUUUGUACACAUUGUGGAACUGAUACAUAGGUUAGGAGAGAUCGUUUGACAUUUGUUAAAUAAAGACUUCAGCAGAGAAACUUAAAAAGUGUUACCUUUAUUGUAAGAACCACUGUUCAUAAAUUUUUAUGAUUUGCUACAUUUGCCCCUACCUUAGAGCUUUUCUAUUUUUUUUAGUUCUUUCAUUAUGGUCUGCUGGGGCUCUUGAGAAAGUGGAGAACCAGGGGUAGGAGCUAAUCAUCCUGAAAAAAUGUUUCAGUCAUAUGUGGUUGCAUAGUUUUACCUAGUAAAUUUGUCUAGGUCAGAAUCUGACUAAUAUGUUAUCAUAUCAUGUCACAUAUGCAAAUUUCUGGGUCAUACAGAAUAGAAAACCAGUCUAACUCACAAGUGACCUGAUGGUCUAUCUGCCCAACAUCAAUUAACUGAUCAUUGUCUCUGAAAGGCACAGCGAUUACACCUUGUGGUCUUAAAGGGACAUUAAAGUUACAUACAGUUGCACUUAGCAGCAGAAUGAUACAUUGUAAGUUAGAUGGUCUAAUGUUCCUUUUCCUUUUAAAACAAUGUAUUAUUUUAUCUACUUUGUACAGUACAAUGCUAGUGCGUAUCUGUCAGUAUAUUUUAACAGGCAAAAGUAGUUAAUCAAUUGUUAUGCUAGUUUAAAAAACAGUAUAAACCAACUUGCUCCGUCUUACUAGCAGAAUGUUCAUUCCCGUAAUAAAAAAAUAACUGCCAAUUUGUCCUGUUCAAAAUUAUACUUCAAGGUAACACCUUAAUCAGAUAGUGCAUUUUUUGUGAAACUCCAGUAGUGCUAUUGAUUUUUUAAGUCAGUUAAAAGUCCUGCUUGGAUAUUUGAUCCAACAGUUGGCUGCCUGUGGUCAGGAUAGAAUUUUGCAGGUAGUUAGAGACCACUGGAUGAAAAAGAACUCAGGGAUGUUCAAAAGCUAUAAACAUGACAAUUUAUAAGCUUUGAACCAAGUUUGAGAUUGAACUGAUCUUUUCUACAAAAUCACAUUUAAUUUUAAUCAAAAAAGUUUUUGCAGUCAAUCUUAUGAGCAUUUUGAUAUUCCAUCUUGAGCAUUAGGGCAGUCACAGUGCAAGCAAUGUGUACAUACACCACAGCAUUUCAACAAGUUGGGGAAAAAUCUAAUUGAUCUAGGGUGACUUCAAUACAUAAAGGUUUGGGAGGGGAAGAAUUGACCAAGAUUCCUGUUUCUACUCACUAUCAUUGCUCUUCUCUUAUGGAAAAAGCUCAUAGGUGAACAUCAGGGGAAGGUGAGCUAUAAUAAUCUCUCAAUGCUGUCAACAUUCACAUGAGUAUUGGCCUGGAUUUUGUGGUCUGCGAUGAAGGAAUGGUAAUCAAUACUGACCUCGAAGAAAGCUGCUCACAAAAUUUUUAUCAGGCUGUGGGCAGACUUCCUUUUUUCAAACAUCUGUUUUGAAUUUAGCACCUUCUGCCUUGGAUAUGUUAGGUCUAUGUACAAUGAAGAAAAGCAUGGAAGACUGAUCAGAUUGAAGAAUUCUUGCAGAUAGAAACUAGGAACUAUAAAUUGCAUUUAAGUUAUUAAAUAAAAAAUAGAAUGUAUGAAAUAGAAAUUUAAAUAUUAAAGUACAAACUUUAACAAUGCAGAAUUUUUAAAAAAUUCUGCGACAUUUACACUGCCUGAGGGAAUGAGAGUCCACAGUGGGUUGUUCAGCAGUAAAUAUCAGCUACUUCUGACUGAACAUGGCUCAAGUCUUUCAUCUGUUUUUACAGUGAGCCAAUUUAUACAGGAGAAUUAGUUUGCCAUGUCAAAUUACUAAUUCUUUGUUCAUUCCAUUGGUGAAGAUGGCAGUAGCACAAACUUUGGAGAAGCAGGGUAUCUCUGACAGCAACUGUUGUAUUUCCACGUCUAACUAUGUCUGUGCAGAUGCUAGCCAUCGCUUUCAGUUUCACUCAGUCAUAACGAUGAGUGGCUCAGCCUUGACAUCACUAGUUUGGCACAAUAUGAGCCAAUAGCUACCUGGAUGACAUAUUGGAGAGUGAUCAAUCCCCCUGGAACCAAUACUCCGUGGAGUCACUGGUUUCAGAGAAAAUUGGCAAGGUUUAAAAACACUCUUGCUUUAAUCUCGUCAGCCACAGUAACAUUAAACCACCUCGGUCUUUUCAUCUUUUAUCACCAUCGCUUUACAAUAGCUGAGAAUUUGCUGGAAAAAAAGCAUGAGAAUGAUGCAUGGAAUGAUUAAUAUGCAAAUUGGCUAUCAAUUUGUAGCAAGUGAAAUACUCCAUGAAUUGAGAGCAACGUUGCUUAGGCAAUUUGAUUCACUAAAGCAGCUUCUCACCUAAAACCUCCCCUUAACUUUCAUGAAGUCGGUGAAUUUCCAACUUAAGUAGCAAUUAAACUCACCAUAUAAGCAAUGAAUAGCAUAAUUAUCUUUUUACUUGUAAUAAUUGUUAACAAUAGCUAAUCAAUCCCCCGGUCCAGAAAGUGGAGUGUGGUGUCUCAUUCCUUCAGGUAGUGAGUGAAUUGUUGUAGGUGAUAUUAAAAAUGUGAAAAUGAUCUUUCUUUUCCUUUAUCCCCCCCCCCUCAAAUGCUGUGUGGCAAUCUCCAUGUUCUACAUAUUAACCUGGUUCAAAUCAAUGGCAAAAGAAGAUUUCAAAUAGUUGGAUGCACCAAGCAUUUUUAUUGAUUUAUUUGCUUUGCUUCUCUCGGAUAAGUGAGUGUUAGCAAAAAUAGAUUUGCAUUGAACACAGCAUAUCAAUUGUAGAAUUUAAUGGUAAGUUCACAAAACACUAUUUCUUUAUGAAAAUUUGUCUUGUAUUUUGUAUGAAAUUCAGUCCUGGAGAACUAUAUGCUCCUGUUGAUCAUCUACAUUUCUACCCAUUGUACAAAAUUAGCCUUAAAAGUUAAAUUUCAGUGGCACCAUAGAUUUGGUUUCCUGUGCAUAGAAAUGAAGCAUUGAGAAAAAAUGCUACACCAAAGUAUUUGUAAUGUUCUUAAAUAUUUAAUGUAAAGAAUGCAUUCAUACAGCAACGUUAAAGAGAAUUUGCAAGUAUGAUUAAUUGUAAUUAAUCAUUUAGAAAUUCAAACAAUCAUGUAAUUUACCAUUGGGCAAUUUGGCCUUCUCAAGGGCAACUAGUGAUAGGCAAUAAAUAUUGGCCUCAUUGGUGAUGUUCACAUCCCAUGAACGAAUAAAAAAAAUUGCAUGAAGAAUAGAACACCUUAAUCAGAUUUUAAAAAUUCAAAUCAUUAACCACUCAAAUACUAUUAAUGAUCUUGAAAUCUUUAUACUUCAGCUUGUUUGAAAUUAGGGGAUUUACAUCAUGAAGAUGCAUGUUGCAGACUCCUCUAGAUUGGUUACUCUCAAGAUUAAAUUUCCAUGGAACAGUGGUAGUACAGAAAUGCUCACCUCUGUGGUCAUUCAGUAUUAACAAAUCAAUAUUCAGUUUGUUAUACAUUUGAAGACUGAUGUGCUGUACCUAUAGCAAUUAGUAAAACAAAAUUCCAAUGUAGCAUUAGUAAUUCUCUACCUAGUAAAUUCUACUGGAAGCAAAGCAUAAUGGAGUUGAAUUAAUUUGCAUUUGGAGAUGUAGAGGACACUCAGCUGCUAUAUUAUUAAAUGCUUGGUUGCUAUCUUCAUAGAAACUGCAUUUUCCCAUUCCUUCCUUCCUUCUUUUGCAUACUCUGCAAAUGUUGUGCAAACUAAUAUCUAUUUGUCCUAUAGUAACUUAUUGUAAAUUGUCACAUUUUGCCAAAGUAACCAUCUGCUGCAGAAAUUAAUAAAACAAUCUUAUCUUCUUUCA
Carcharodon carcharias (great white shark) is the source of this 6811-nucleotide messenger RNA. RefSeq names its product SH2B adaptor protein 3 (gene sh2b3). Lineage: Eukaryota; Metazoa; Chordata; Chondrichthyes; Lamniformes; Lamnidae. Gene Ontology annotation, cellular component: plasma membrane. The coding region runs from base 208 to 1980 and encodes 590 amino acids. The transcript is spliced from 8 exons. The record is from RefSeq and is a predicted model, not a curated record. Gene Ontology annotation, molecular function: transmembrane receptor protein tyrosine kinase adaptor activity. Gene Ontology annotation, biological process: intracellular signal transduction.